GGGGGGCGGGGGAUGACGCGGGUCGGCACGAGGCCCAGCCGGCUGUUGGUAGCGCGGUGGGCGAUGGCCCGAGCACACGACACGGCCUCCGGUGCCCCGCGCCGCCCCGCCCUUCCCGCCGCUUGCCCGGUUGGAUUAGCAGUAGCAGCAGGAGAGGCCGAAACGCAGGCCGGAGCGGACUGAGCCCAGGCGCCGGCGCAGGCCGGCCUCGCUAGGCGGCCUUCGGCGCAGGCGCAGAGCGGCCUCGCUAGGCGGCCUUCGGCGCAGGCGCAGAGCGGCCUCGCUAGGCCGACCGCAGCCACAGGCUUCCUUUCCCAGGCGGGCCGCGGACACCUCGGGCCCGAGAUGGAGGAGGAAGAGGAGGAGCGCGGGCCGGGGCCGCCGCCGGGGUCGGGGCCCGACCACAUGCCGUCACCCGCGUGGUCGGUGCUGAACAACCUAAUGCUUCGGAUGACCCCCCAGACGCCGCCGCCGGCGUCGAGCAUGCAGCGCGGCCUCGGCUCCGCGCAGCAGCUCCCAGGCCGGGGCAGGCUCCCGCCCGAGGACCCGGCCCCACCCCCGCCCGGGAGCGAGGCGCUGCUGGAGGACUCGGCCCCUCCCAGUGCGGAGCUGGAGGGCCCGGCCCCGCAGCCCCUCGAGGACAUGCCCACGCAGUCCAAUUCCAACGUGGUGGCGUUCCUGUCGCAGUGGGCGGACGACAAUCUCUGCCUCAUCCGGAAUAUUAGUACUGGAAUGGCAGUAGCGGGAGUCAUGUUAUUUGCAAGAAGUAUUAAAUUGACAUCCAGAUUUGUAAGUCCUUCAGAUAUUCCGAUAGAAUUUAUUAAAAAUAACGUUAAAUUACGAGGACGACUACGUCGAAUAACUGAAAAGGGGCUGGAAUUGGAGCAUAUUCCCAUUUACAUCCCUCUAAUUUCAUCAUGGAGAAAGCAGCCACAUGGGGUUUUGCUGGUAAAGCUAGCUGGUGUGGAGCUCACUGAGGCUGGUCACCAAUGGUUGAAAGAAGAAUUAAAACCUUACCAAAUACUGUGGUUCCAGCUGCUGGCAACGGACAACUCAUCAAUUCUUUGCUCCCUGUUGAUAAAUAGAGGCAUGUAUUUUAAUGUGAGUCUGAACGAAGAGAUUUUGAGAAGAGGGCUCGGCAGAACUGUUCUUAUCAAAGAGCUGAAUCAUAACUCUAAGGUGUAUUGGACAAUUCACAGAAACCUACUAAAAGCAGAAUUAAAAGCCAUAAGAGGAGGAAAAGGGAUUUGGAAAGAAGAAACUGAGAAAUUGAGUUACAUAGAGAGAUUUAAAGGUUCAUGGAGAGAAAUAUGGAGAGCCGAAGAUAAUCUUUUCAAGAGAAGACCAUUCUGGGAGUUGAACCCAAAGAAAGCAUCCUAUUAUGAAACUCUGAAGAGCUGGUGUGAGAAAUAUAAAGAUAAAUUAAGUCAUUCCAGUUUUAUGUUGAAGGUCAGAGAGUUUCUGAGUCGGGUGAGACUUGGUAAAAGAUAGUGAAAUGUUGGAAGAUUUCUAGAGUCCGCAUAAUUGGAAACCACCUGGGAACCCGUGAAUUAUGUAUGUUUCUGUGGGAAGGCCCCAAAUGAUCAGAGUUUGAGACUUUACAACAAGAAAAAUUCUAAUGGGAUUUGAAUGUUUUUUUUUUAAAAGAUGACUUUUGUACAUUUUAGAUUGGAAUUUAAACAAAUUGUGGUGAGUAUGCUUUUUAUGUGCUUUUGUGGAAAUGAAAAAUACUGUGUAAUAAAUCUCCAAGUUUCAGGUUGUACAAGAAUCAUGGUGUCACUAAAAAAAAAAAAACUUACCUAAAAUUGUUUUCAGUAGCAUUAUGCAGUUGCAUUUGAGCCAGUGAUUUAAAAAUGGAAUCAGCUUUCACAAAUUUGGAAUCAUGGGAGAUGCCCACCCUCCUACACUCCAGUCCUGCCUCUCCCUUUAUAGGGAGUGAGCUACGCCGCCUUCAUGAAUUAGCAGACCGAGAAAGCAGGAGAGAGAGAUUCCAGGGCAAGUCACUUAACCUCUGAUUUCUGAAAGUCAUUUACCUCUCCAGGGAGGAAUGACCCUUUCAGUCAUAGAUGAUUGACAUUCAAGAAGGCAUUUCAGUAUCCUCCCUAGAAGGGAUGAAUGGUUGUCCCUUGCACUAAAAACAUGAACUUUAUUUAUUCAUUUAGUCAAGUACUUUGACCUUUCUACUAAAUAUGAAAUUUAAUCAUUUGUGAUUGUACCCUGUUUGUUUAUGCAAAGCAAAAUAAAUCAAGAGCUACACAUUAUGUAAUUAACAUUUUAUGGUGAACAAAAAAGUUUCCUGAAAUACUAUUAGUAAGUCUCUUGAGAAUUUUUAGAUUAAUGGAAAAUGUCUGUACUAUAUGGUUUAUAAUUCUAGCUUUCCCUUUUUUGCUGGUGGCACAAAUACAAAAAGGCUGGAGAUAAUUUAUGUGCUAAAAAAAGUUAAUAAACUGGGCAGAGGACCUCUGGAAUUCUAAUAGUCCAAAUGAAGAAUGGGAUGAACACAGUCAAAUUCUAAAAUCUUUCUUCUUUCUGCUUUCUCUGUGUUAUUCUUUUUCAUUUCCUUUCCCCUUUCUGU
This is a messenger RNA of Dromiciops gliroides (monito del monte), 2575 nucleotides long. RefSeq names its product chromosome 3 C3orf33 homolog (gene MISO1). Bases 346 to 1491 code for a protein of 381 amino acids. NCBI's taxonomy places the organism in Eukaryota, Metazoa, Chordata, Mammalia, Microbiotheria, Microbiotheriidae. The transcript has 5 exons. The record is from RefSeq and is a predicted model, not a curated record.